Molecule: messenger RNA, 2971 nt
Organism: Tachyglossus aculeatus (Australian echidna)
Lineage: Eukaryota; Metazoa; Chordata; Mammalia; Monotremata; Tachyglossidae
Gene: SHARPIN
Product: SHANK associated RH domain interactor
Exons: 12
Coding region: 1-2598 (865 amino acids)
Biological process (GO): positive regulation of canonical NF-kappaB signal transduction; proteasome-mediated ubiquitin-dependent protein catabolic process; protein linear polyubiquitination
Cellular component (GO): LUBAC complex
Molecular function (GO): ubiquitin-protein transferase activity; ubiquitin binding
Source: RefSeq, a predicted model, not a curated record
AUGGCGGCCUACUGUAAACUCCCCGUGAGCGGGGAACUCGGGACCAGUCAAGCUCCCGAAACCCCACCGGGCCCUACCGGCUCUCCGGACGCCCGCCAGAGCAUCGUUAACGAGGAUGAAACUUCCCGGCGUCUCGGCAGUUGGCCGGGCCCCGUGGGGUUUCGGGAGCUCGAAUGGUCCAGACAACCUCUGCUCUCCCGCCUCCGGGAUCCCUCUGGGAUCCGUCCGGGCCGGAACGAGCUGCGGGAAGAGAUGACCGGCUCGAAAGAGCCGAGGCAGCGCGGCCCGGGAGGCCGGCGGGGGAGGGGAGGGCGCGCGCGGGGGCUGCUGGGAGUCGUAGUCCCGCCGGAGCCGAAGUCGCGCGCAGGCGGCACCGACCUGAAUGCGGGGCCCGGGCUCCGAGGAGGCUGUCGGCGGCGGACGGAUGGACGGGCGGAUGGAUGGACGAACGGGGGCCGCUCGGCGGGCUCCUCAGGCCUGGGGGGCGGCGCCGCGGCCUCCGCUCAGGCCGCGCUGUAUCCGGGGGAAACUCGGCGCCGACAUCCCGCUCCUCCCGGCCCCACCGGCCUGCCACCGCCACAUAGCCCCGCCUACAAGCGCCGAGGGUCGCGCCCGACCCGUCCGGCCGACCUCCUCCGGACAACAACAACAAUCGCCCGCUCCUCCCGUCCCCCCUUUCCGCCUAUUGACCCAGCGCUCCCAUUGGGCGAGCCGCCCGCCCAUCACGCCAGCCUCCCCUCGCCAUUGGCUGCUCCCGCCGCCCGUCACCCGCCCGGGCCCCGCCCCUCCCCGGAGCUGAUUGGGCGCCGUCCCUCGGGAGCCCCACGCUCGCCGAUUGGCCGCCGCCGGACAAAGGCGGAGGCGGUUGGAGGGGCCGAUUGGCUGGGCGGCACGUCAAUCAGGGGGCCCCCUCCCCCCUCCGCCUGUGGCGUCACUGACAAGAGGGGGGCGGGAAGAUCCGACGCUGAUUGGGCGCCGUCCCUCGGGAGCUCCACGCUCGCCGAUUGGCCGCCGCCGGACAAAGGCGGAGGAGGUUCUAGGGGCCGAUUGGCUGGGCGGCGCGUCAAUCACGGGGCCCCGCCCCCCUCCUCCUGUGGCGUUGCUGACAAGAUGGUGGGCGGGGAGAAGAACGGGCCGAGGGCGGCCUGGAGGAGCUCAGCUGCUCCCCGUCGCCCCGAGGGACCAAAAACCGUCCUGGGGCCGCCACACUCUUUGCCGCCGCCGCCGCUGCCCACGGUGCUGAUGUGGGUCCGGGCCCGGGUCCGGCCGCUCCCGCCCGCGCUGGCCCCGGGACCCAACGGCGGCGGCGGCGGGAAGGAGGAGGACCAGGAGGAGGAGGAGGAGGACGAGGAGGACGAGGAGCAUCCCGAGCCCCUGCGGCUGCAGCUGAGCGUGUCCCCGGAGCGUCCGGGGGUCGGGCAGUUCCGGCUGGCCCUGCGGGGCCCGGGGCCCGGACCCCGCCCGGAGCUGGAGUGGCCGCUGGAGUCACUGACGUACACGGUGCGGGGCCCCAGGGAGCACGUCCUGCAGCCUCCGGGGCCGCCCGGGCCGCUCAGCAUCACCUUCGCCGAGGCCCACGAGGCGCAGCGCUGGUGGACCGUCGUCAGCAGCUCCGCCAGAGAGGCCCGGCGAGCGGCCGCCGACGCCGCGGCCCCGCCGGCCCCCGAAGCCGGCCCCCCGCGGACCCCGGGAGACCCGUCCGAGAAAGGCGGUGAGGAAGGAGGCCGGAGGGUGGUCCGGGAAGGCCCCGAAGGGAGGGCCGGGGGGCCGGGCCGGGACCCCGCUCCCGGCUCCCCUACCGCGGCGGAGAACCUGGCCGCGCAGCUGGCCCGGGCCAUCGCCGCGGGGGACGAGGAGGCGGCCGUCGGCGCGGCGGCCGCCCUGGCCCAGCAGCGCGUCCCCCUGUGCGUCCGGCUCCGGGAGAGCUGCUUCCCCGCCGGGGCCAUCAGCCUGCAGGUGGGGGUGGAAGACGCGUCGUCGUCGGCGCACAUCACCCUCAGCGUCCACGCCCACGACACCAUCGCCACCCUGCAGCAGCAGGUGUUCGAGGAGUACGGGUUCCCACCCCGCGUGCAGCGCUGGGUGAUCGGGCGCUGCCUGUGCGUGGCCGAGCGCAGCCUGGGCUCCUACGGGGUGCAGCGGGACGGGGACCAGGCCUUCCUCUACCUGCUGUCCAACCCCGAGGCCCGCUCGGCCCGCCCGGCCCGCCCGGCCCCCCGCCCCGGCCCCACCGCUGACCCCUCGCCGGCCCCGCCGCCCGCCGGAUCCUCCUGGGGGCCGGAUGGGGCCGGGCUGCCCGCUGGGAAGAUGAACAUGGAGGAGAUCAGCCACCUGCUGAGCCGGGAACUCAGGCUUCCCGGGGGCUCGGCUCCCCCCGUCCCCAACCGCGCCCCCACCGCCCCCUCCCAGCCCGGCUGGCCCUGCCCCUCCUGCACCUUCAUCAACACGCUGUCCCGGCCCGGCUGCGAGAUGUGCGGCACGGAACGGCCCCGGCCCGAGGACGGCGGCGCCCGAAAGCCGCGGCAGGCCCCGGGGCCCGGGCCCCUCAGCUCCGGCUCCCUGGACGACUUCAUCCACCUGUCCUCCGAGUUCUGCUGACCGGACAGAUCCUCCCGCCUCCCCUCGCCCACCCAGCCCGCCGGCGUGCGGGGCGGAGAGUGCUGCUUGUUUUUUUCCUGAAACGGAGCGGGGGGUGCAGCUGGACUCCUGAAGAAAUCACCCACCCUCCUGCCUUGGGGAAGGGACCCCUCGGCCGUUGUGGCAGGGAGCCCACAACGGGGAGCACGAUCCGGCCCUUGGGACUCCGGGCCCCGUCCCCCACCUUCACCGCGGCAGACUCUGGGGAGCGGGAGGAAGGCCAGGGGGCCCGGAUCCCCACCUCUACCUCUCCCUCAGCCCAGAGCUAAGGGGAACUGUUUGGGCUCUUUGGCCGUUGCGGUCAGCUCCUCUAUUACAGACUGUGUAGACCGCG